Molecule: messenger RNA, 470 nt
Organism: Racocetra persica
Lineage: Eukaryota; Fungi; Glomeromycota; Glomeromycetes; Diversisporales; Gigasporaceae
Source: the annotation of a GenBank genome assembly
CACAACGAUCCAAAAGGAAUUCUCCAACAAUUAAAGCAAUGUACUGGCAGAGACUUUUUUAUAGCUUUUCUUGAUAAAGUCUCGAUAAAAUCUCUUCCAAAGUUUCUUAAUACUGUCGUCUAUGCCAACAUUCCUAUUCCAAUAUUUCUUCCAAAUGACAUUGUACAUUUUGAAAAAGGUCUUAGAAUAUUAGACGCAAUGUAUGAUAUAAUAGAUACUUGCAAAUAUCAUCUUUUCAUAUCCGUGAAUCAAGAAAACUCAAAAAUGAAGCCACCAUUUACAAAACAACUUUAUAAAUAUUAUUCAAAUCAUCGCGACGAUUGUUUAGGUAUUUGUAAUCCUGGCUCUAUUGAUAUUUCUUUUCAUGCUGCCUUCGAAAACCAUGCACGUCCUCCAUUAGCUAUUUCGGAAAUAUAUUAUGACAAAACCAGUUCAAAUAUUUUUCAAAAUAUGGUGACCGAAUUAUCCAA